CCUUCUCAUUGGAGUGAAUUUAACUUCCUUCCUUUCCCCUUCUCCUUCUUCUCUUCUCUUCCACUCUUCCUGCUCUCUGUUUUUCAGUUAUCUUCUCCUCUCCCCUUGAUCUCGCAUUCUCUCUCGAUUCCGUAAAGUCCAACUCCUUUUCCUUCUCUGAUCUCUGCGAUUACGUCUCUCCACUCUUUUCCCGGAAAAAAAAAUCGCAUCUUUUCCCGGAAAGUUCUCACCUUUCCGUUAUUUCAGUCUCUGGGUUUUCUUCACACGACAGACAUUACCUUGUUUGUAAUUGUCCGAAAAGCAUCAAACUUUGAUGGGUCUCUGUCAUGGAAAACCUAACGAACACCAAUCGAAACAGAGCCUCUCAAUCACCAACGAGGAGAAGGAAGAAACUAAGACUCCUUUCAAUCUGUUUAGUCCAUUACCAAGCCUCUUCAAAACCUCCUCACCUGCGGUAUCCUCCUCUAGCGUGAGCUCCACGCCACUACGCAUCUUCAAGCGUCCUUUCCCACCUCCUUCACCCGCCAAGCACAUACGCGCCUUCCUCGCGCGUCGUCACGGCUCCUCCGCUAAGCCUGACCGAGCUUCGAUCCCUGAAGGUGGUGAGUGUGAGGCUGGCCUUGAUAAGGCUUUUGGAUUCUCGAAGCAGUUUGGUGCGUACUAUGAGAUUGAUGGUGAGGUGGGUCGUGGUCAUUUUGGGUUUACUUGCUCUGCUAAAGGGAAGAAAGGUAGCUCGAAAGGUCAUGAUGUUGCUGUCAAAGUUAUUCCCAAAUCAAAGAUGACUACGGCAAUUGCAAUUGAGGAUGUUAGAAGAGAAGUGAAGAUACUGAAGGCUUUGACUGGUCACAAGAACCUAGUCCAGUUCUAUGAUGCCUUUGAAGAUGAUGAGAAUGUUUACAUUGUCAUGGAGUUAUUGAAAGGAGGUGAACUCUUAGACAAAAUACUUCAAAGGGGAGGCAAAUACUCAGAAGAUGAUGCUAAAAAAGUAAUGGUUCAGAUUCUUAGUGUAGUAGCAUACUGUCAUCUUCAAGGUGUGGUUCACCGUGACCUCAAACCUGAGAAUUUUCUCUUUUGUACAAAGGACGAGACUUCUCCUCUGAAAGCCAUUGAUUUUGGUCUCUCCGACUAUGUCAGACCUGAUGAGAGGUUGAAUGACAUUGUAGGAAGUGCUUACUACGUGGCCCCUGAAGUGUUACACCGUACAUAUGGAACUGAAGCAGAUAUGUGGAGCAUUGGAGUGAUUGCUUAUAUACUUCUCUGUGGUAGCAGACCCUUUUGGGCCCGUUCUGAAUCUGGAAUCUUCAGAGCUGUUCUUAAAACAGAACCCAAUUUCGAAGAAGCUCCCUGGCCAUCUCUUUCACCUGAGGCAUUAGAUUUCGUGAAACUUUUGCUGAACAAAGAUUACCGUAAGAGACUAACUGCUUCACAGGCUUUGUGCCAUCCGUGGCUGGCCGGUUCACAUGAACUAAAGAUAACAUCUGAUAUGAUCAUUUACAAGCUGGUAAAAGUAUACAUUAUGUCAUCUUCUUUAAGGAAAACGGCUUUAUGGGCUCUUGCCAAAACAUUAACUGUACCGCAGCUGAGUUAUCUGCGUGAGCAAUUUAAUCUGUUGGGACCAAGCAAAAACGGAUAUAUCUCAAUGCAGAACUACAAAACAGCGAUCAUGAAGAGUUCGACAGAGGCUACAAAGGAUUCAAGAAUCUUGGAUUUUGUAGACAUGAUUAGUUGUCUUCAGUACAAGAAACUAGACUUUGAAGAGUUUUGCGCUUCGGCUUUAAGUGUUCAUCAGCUAGAAGCAAUGGGAACUUGGGAGCAACACGCACGUCGUGCUUAUGAGCUGUUUGAGAAGGAUGGAAACAGAGUUAUCAUGAUCGAGGAGCUUGCAUCGGAGCUCGGUCUUGGACCAUCAGUACCAGUUCAUGUUGUGCUUCAGGAUUGGAUAAGACAUUCUGAUGGCAAGCUAAGUUUCUUGGGUUUUGUCAGACUCUUACACGGUGUGUCCUCUCGGAGAUUGCAGAAAGCGUAGAGAAGCUUUCUUACCUUCACUCACGCAUCUACUUCUCCUUAGCCUGCCUCUAGGAGAUGAACCUCACACCAAGUCUAAAUAUUAGACCUGAUAGGUAACUCGAGAGGAACUUAACCGCUGCAGAGCUACCACAUUUGUCAGAUGAAGUUGCAGUCUAGGAGAUUAUAUGGGUUCUUUUUGCUCUGUUUCAUGGUAGUCUUUUUUUUUUCUCUUUGUUUUGGUGAAAGAUAAGAGUCUUUAUUGUUCAAGAAUGGUGCUAACGAGAUUAAAAGGGGUUGUACAGAAGAAGAAACAUACCCACUUCCCCAUUGAAGUGGUCUCUUUCUUCUUUCUUGUUCCUUUGUAAUAAGAACACAUACCUCAGUUCUUACCUUGACAAAAGUAUCAAUUUAUAUUUGAUGCUCAUCAAUGAGCAAGA
Brassica napus (rape) is the source of this 2444-nucleotide messenger RNA. RefSeq names its product CDPK-related kinase 7. Gene Ontology annotation, cellular component: nucleus; cytoplasm. Bases 314 to 2026 code for a protein of 570 amino acids. The transcript is spliced from 11 exons. Gene Ontology annotation, biological process: intracellular signal transduction; peptidyl-serine phosphorylation; protein autophosphorylation. Gene Ontology annotation, molecular function: calcium/calmodulin-dependent protein kinase activity; ATP binding; calcium-dependent protein serine/threonine kinase activity. NCBI's taxonomy places the organism in Eukaryota, Viridiplantae, Streptophyta, Magnoliopsida, Brassicales, Brassicaceae. The record is from RefSeq and is a predicted model, not a curated record.